AUGAAUAGAGAAGACGUACUCAUCGAAGAAGCAAAGAACUUCCUCGUUGAGGCCGUGAACUACGACAAAAAUGGAAAGCCGAAUGACGCUCUGACUCACUACAUGCAUGGGAUUGAACGACUCGACAAGGCGGUCAAGUUAAUGUCUUUAGAGGAUGGUCGAAGAGGUCCAUUAUAUAAACAGAUAGCGCAGUACAUAUCACGGGCGGAGCUCUUGAAAGCCGCUACCAAGAUUGAGGUUGGCUUCUUAGAGCAGCGAAAGAUAACGGCAAAUAGUGUGGGUCAUGGUUACGAUAAAAUUUUCGGAAAAUGUUUGGAUGAUGGUUUAACUGGUGUACAUGUUCAGGAUGCAUACAUUAUUUCCCACCAUCAGAUCCUCAAUUUCAUUCAAUUUUGUGAGCUUGUUGUUAGCAGAGCACCGAAUAUCCGCUAUAUAAACUUAUUGACCGGAACAGAAGCGAAGAAUAAUCAAGAUGCAUUUAACGAGCUCCGUGAUAGCCUUGAGAAGGUGAAUGUUCUUCUGAAAGUGGAAUUCAGUGCUUCCAUUCAUGAUAGGGAGAUCAGGUUUAACAAUGGAUGGAUUGUCAAAAUAGGGCGGGGUCUAGACUAUUUUAAAAAACCUGGAAAAUAUGUUUUGGGUGCUUCUGAUUUAAACUUUAGACAAUGUCAUGAGACUACUGUUGAUAUUAUGAAAACUUAUCGUUUCUCGUACUCCCGCUUACCAGAAAUGAUUCCGGACCCAGAUUUAAAUAUCCCAGUGCCUCACGUUAUCCAUUCGAGCUCUAUGGUGGAUCAAGAUGCACCAGUUGUCAAAAAGAGAAAGUUUGAUGAGGUUCAUGGGGAAUGCCAUAACGGCAUACCUGUCUAUGGUUUCAUCAAUGGUAGUGUGCCCUGUAAUUCUCAACUUGCUGACCUUAUGGACCAGAUUCGUCCACUAUUAAGGGAUGCUGUAGAGAAUGUCAACAAGGUUAAGAUGUGGAUAACCUUGUUAAUCCCUCGUAUUGAAGAUGGAAAUAACUUCGGAGUUUCCAUUCAAGAGGAAACUCUAGGCGAGGUUCGCAAUGUGGAAAGCGAAGCAGCGUCAUUCCUUGAUCAAAUGAGCAGAUAUUUUGCUAGUCGAGCGAAGCUACUCACUAAGGUCGCGAAGUAUCCCCAUGUAGAAGAUUACAGGAGAGCCAUCCUUGACAUGGACGAGAAGCAAUUCAUUAAUGUCAGAUUGGUCGUUCUGGAGAUGCGGAAUCAUUUCUCUACACUUUAUGAUCUUAUAACGAAGAAUAUUGAGAAAAUUAAGAAGCCUCGAAACAGUAACAUGGAAAUGCUGUAUUAG
Angiostrongylus costaricensis is the source of this 1326-nucleotide messenger RNA. Lineage: Eukaryota; Metazoa; Nematoda; Chromadorea; Rhabditida; Metastrongylidae. The record is from the annotation of a GenBank genome assembly.